CAAGUUUCAACCACCCAUUCACCAGCUGAACGGCCUGCUCUCUCUCUCUUGCGCAGAGCCUAGUCGGCAGUGGUGUCGCUCACUCCUUAACUUAUUUUGACUCGAUAAUCGCUGCCAACUCCAUCAAUAACUAUCGCCAUGUGCUCAACUGACGUUUUCCUUGGCCUCCUGGGCGUUCUCCUGCCCCCGCUGCCUGUCUGGGUCAAGCGCGGCGUGUGCUCCGCCGACUCGAUCAUCAACAUCCUCCUUUGCAUGCUCGGCUACAUCCCGGGCCUCCUCCACGCUUGGUACAUCAUCGCGAAGUACCCCGAGCCGCCCUACGACUACGAGUACCAGCGUCUCGGACCAGACGCCGAACAGGGCCGUAUCUACGUCUUCGUGCACCACGGCGGCCCGUGCCCGCAGCCGCAGCCGGGUGCGGCCCAGCCGAAACCACAGGGCCCAAUGAACUAUGGCACCAACUACGCCGCCGGCUCCUCGGCAGCCCCCCCGCAGCAGCACCACCACCAGCCGCAAGAGCAGGGCACGACGUCGGCGGCGGGGCCGAGCGACAACGCUCCGCCUCCGAGCUAUGCGCAGGUUGUCGCAGGGGAUCACAAGAUCCAGACCCAGGAUUAGAAGCCUCGGGGAAGGUUAUGACGCGCGGUGGGUGGAAAGUGGUCUAGAGUGACGCGGCGUCCUCGGAAGCGGCUCUCUUACGCGAAUGUCGUGUAGAUGGCAUUGCGCGUCGUGUUUCCCGCUGGCCGCGGUGGCUUUGCAGCUGUUACCAUCGGAGGAUGGUGACUUGGAAUGCUCUGGGCGGCUUGGUUUUCUUCUUUGUCAUGGGUGUAUUUUGGUGUGGGAUUAUCGAAAGGCGUUUGGUUUGGGCUCAGGGUCGUUUGGAGGAGUAGCGCUCUUUCCGUGUAAUUCUCUGUCGGACUUCACACUUUGUUGGGUCAGCGCGCAGCGUUUCUGGGUGGAUGAGGACCAUCUUUACAGGAACACCUUGCAGUCAUGCCUCCUCUCCAUCUCGCAUCCUCUCUCCCCAGCCCUCGUCUUCUUUUUCGUGACUACCGCGCUAUUCUCCCCUUCAAUGUCCGAUCCUGGCCAAAGCAGAGCGUGGCCAAGAGCAUUCAAGUCAUGAUUAACUGCUGGCCGCCCUGGGUUCUGUACCAUGGCUCAUAUCAAGACUGAAUUGUUGAGAAACGUGAGGAAGCCGCCCUGCUUGGCGGAUGAGGGUUACGUUUCUAACAGCAACGCCAAGGAGCGCGAUUCAACGAUCCUAGCGGUCAUGUUCAGUUUUAAAUCACGGCU
Thermothielavioides terrestris NRRL 8126 is the source of this 1293-nucleotide messenger RNA. RefSeq lists its product as uncharacterized. The transcript is spliced from 4 exons. The record is from RefSeq and is a predicted model, not a curated record. Gene Ontology annotation, cellular component: fungal-type vacuole lumen; fungal-type vacuole membrane. Lineage: Eukaryota; Fungi; Ascomycota; Sordariomycetes; Sordariales; Chaetomiaceae. Gene Ontology annotation, molecular function: ubiquitin protein ligase binding. Gene Ontology annotation, biological process: endosome transport via multivesicular body sorting pathway. Bases 139 to 618 code for a protein of 159 amino acids.